UCCGUCCUGCUGCAAUGCUGAUAGAAAGGUCGUCUGAUUUUGGGAAAACAUGGCAAAUAUAUAGGUAUUUUGCCUAUGACUGUGAAAGCUCCUUUCCUGGAAUUUCAACUGGACCCAUGAAGAAAGUGGAUGAUAUCAUUUGUGACUCGCGAUACUCUGACAUUGAGCCUUCAACUGAGGGAGAGGUAAUAUAUCGUGUUUUAGACCCUGCUUUUAGAAUUGAAGAUCCAUACAGUCCAAGAAUUCAAAACCUCCUAAAGAUAACAAAUCUGAGAGUCAAAUUCGUCAAGCUGCACACUCUGGGAGAUAAUCUCCUGGAUUCCAGGAUGGAGAUCAGGGAGAAAUACUACUAUGCCAUUUACGACAUGGUGGUUCGUGGGAACUGCUUCUGCUACGGCCAUGCCAGCGAGUGUGCGCCAGUGGAUGGCUUCAGUGAGGAGGUGGAAGGGAUGGUCCACGGGCACUGCAUGUGCAGACACAACACCAAGGGGUUAAACUGCGAGCAGUGCUUGGAUUUCUACCAUGACUUACCCUGGCGACCCGCCGAAGGCCGCAACAGCAACGCGUGCAAAAAGUGCAACUGCAACGGCCAC
Tinamus guttatus (white-throated tinamou) is the source of this 593-nucleotide messenger RNA. NCBI's taxonomy places the organism in Eukaryota, Metazoa, Chordata, Aves, Tinamiformes, Tinamidae. The record is from RefSeq and is a predicted model, not a curated record.